GAGAGACCUGUCAGUGUCACCCGGCCUCCCUGGUCUUUCUUGUUCAGGGUAUCUGUCACUGGAAUGCUGCCUUACCUCUAUCUGGGAUGGCUGAGGAGGAGUGACUAACAACCUUUGCAGACAGAGCACAGCCUCAUACUGAGUCAAGGAGUUGUAGUUGUCUGUUCCUUCUGUCUGGAUGGUUUCAGAGUUUCACCAUCACUUCACAGUGAGAGUGAGUGUGUUUGAGAGAGAGAGAGUAAAUUAAUAACCUGACUGGCCCUUAUUGGACCUUAUUGUGGAUGCACUUUGGAGUUUUCUUUUGGUUCUAAAGAGUUCUCCUCUCAGUCACACUAGGCCCGUUGUAGAGCCAGUGCCUGGAUGUCUGGUGCCUCCAGCGGAGACAGGCAGGCCCUGCUUCAGGCCAUGCUGCAGAGGCUGAAGCUCCAGGCUGACCUCCAGGGAGGGUCUUUCCCAGCGAGCCCAGCCGCCCCCCACCAACAGACUCCUGGUCCCUACAGCAGAACAGCUCACAAUGGGUCGGGGAUCGCCCUGGUGGGCUCUCCUGGGAUGGGGCGAGGUGGGAGGAGCUGGGACUCAACGGAGGAGUUUAGGAAUCCAGUGCUGGACAGCAAUCUGGAUACCUCUGGGACCGGUGCAAAGGUCAACGGAGAACGAGGUCUGGUUCAUGGACCUCUAUCGGAUAACAGACAGGAAACAACUAUCCUCAAUUUGGCUACGGCAUUUUCCUCCACUUCCUGUAAGGACAACACUGCUGAUAGUUUGGUUGAAGGUCGUGGCUCGAGACCAACGGUCUCCUCUUCUGCGGUGAGUGGCGGUCUGUUUCCUGUCCACACCCAGAAGGAGGCUGAAGGCACUUCCUCUGCAAGAACAAAUGGAGGAAAGGAAGGAAAUGACAUUUCUGCAAUUGAAGAAAGUGUUAUUGAUGAUGCUAUGAGUGGUGCAGUAGGAGAUGACGGUUCUCUCGCGGGGAAUCCCACUUCUGCCUCUCAGUACCACAGGAACAGCCACAGCAGUGACCCAGGGGGGUUAGCUGGGUCUGGAGCCCUACUGUCACCCAUAGGGAGCCUGACCCGGGACACUUCUCCCUCCACACACCAGGGCUCCUCGCCUUGGCUCUCUGCACGGCCCUUAAAAGGUCAGAGCCCAGGAAGGGGAGAACCCCCCGCGGCACAUAAAGGGAAACCAGGGCCCCUGGCACUGAGCCACACCGGGGGGACUGGCCCCAACACGGCCGGCAGCCCUGUGGCACCACUGCAGAGGGACAGAGCAUCUGGGAGUAGAACUAAAAGAUGGACACAGAAGAUCAAGGAGAAGUUUAGGGAGAGGGGUGGGAGUCUGAAGAAAAGAAAAGAAGAAGCAGGCAGAGAAGAAGUAAAGGUGGAGGAAGAGGGCAAAAUUUCGACUCAUAAUGAGUAUCACAACACAAACGUCAUCAGCAGUGCGCCAAGCAGCACUGUGGAACCAACGAGCCAACCCACUGACCCAGUCUCUACAGACGUAGAGGACAGCACUGUGGACAUGAGAUCGAAUGACUUUAACAUCGGGCUGGGUUCCUUCAGCCUCCUGGAGGAGAUUCAAACCGGUCAAUACUGGGCCACCUUCCUGAGCCCCGCCCUGUCAGAGGGCUCCACCUAUCAGAGACCAGCACAACAGCACACUGGCCAAUCACAAAAUGCUGCCGUGACCGGACUCCAAGAAAACAACCAAUCAUCCGUAGGCAUCGACCUACUAGGGAACCCAGUUAUAGCUGUCAUGGCAACGUCUCCUGCGUACCUUCCGGUGCCCGUCACCAUGGACACCUCGGAACCGGACGGAUCUGGAGUGGUGAUGGAGCACGAGGCCAGAGCAGAACCAAUGGAACAACACGGUCAAUCAGAGCCCUCUGAAGAGCCCGGACCCACGCCAGGAGGCGGACCUCAGGUUCACUCACACUUUAUCAACAACGCAGGACUUGUGAACAACACGAUCCUGUUGAGCCAGAUCCGGAGCAGGAAGCGGGUCCACCGGCGGUCCCUGGAGCGAACAGGAAGCGGAGGGACAGGGAGCAGAGCCCAGUGA
Molecule: messenger RNA, 2061 nt
Organism: Gadus chalcogrammus (walleye pollock)
Lineage: Eukaryota; Metazoa; Chordata; Actinopteri; Gadiformes; Gadidae
Exons: 5
Coding region: 361-2061 (566 amino acids)
Source: RefSeq, a predicted model, not a curated record